UUUUUCGCCGCGCAAAGAAGCGUUUGCUGUUUUUGUUGUAGUUGGCCUUUUAACGCAAAAAUUGUCACAACGCGGUUGAUAAACAAAAAGGAAAAUUUUAAUAAAUUUAACUAAUUUCUAUUUGUGAAAAAGUGAGGCAGCUCCGACGCCUACAUAUAAUAUAAAAUGCAGGCGCAUAGCAAAAAGCGUGUCUGCUAUUAUUAUGAUAGUGAUAUUGGUAAUUACUACUAUGGGCAGGGCCAUCCAAUGAAGCCUCAUCGCAUACGUAUGACCCAUAAUUUGCUUUUAAAUUACGGUCUAUACCGCAAAAUGGAAAUUUAUCGACCACACAAAGCCACUGCCGACGAAAUGACAAAGUUCCAUUCGGAUGAGUACGUACGGUUUUUGCGCUCCAUACGUCCGGACAAUAUGUCAGAAUAUAACAAGCAAAUGCAGCGAUUCAAUGUCGGCGAGGAUUGCCCAGUUUUUGAUGGUCUCUAUGAGUUUUGUCAGUUAUCCGCUGGGGGUUCCGUAGCCGCUGCCGUCAAACUAAAUAAACAAGCUUCCGAGAUUUGCAUAAAUUGGGGUGGUGGAUUGCAUCAUGCUAAGAAAUCUGAAGCUUCGGGGUUCUGUUAUGUCAAUGAUAUUGUACUUGGCAUUUUGGAACUCUUGAAAUAUCACCAGCGCGUGUUAUAUAUCGAUAUAGACGUUCAUCACGGUGACGGUGUUGAGGAGGCGUUUUACACUACCGAUCGCGUCAUGACCGUAAGCUUCCAUAAAUACGGCGAGUAUUUUCCCGGCACAGGUGACUUGCGUGAUAUCGGCGCUGGCAAAGGCAAAUACUAUGCUGUGAAUAUACCACUACGUGAUGGCAUGGACGAUGAAGCAUACGAAUCCAUAUUUGUACCAAUCAUUUCAAAGGUGAUGGAGACGUUCCAACCUGCAGCGGUUGUACUCCAGUGUGGUGCAGAUUCAUUGACAGGUGAUCGCCUUGGGUGCUUUAACUUGACUGUCAAGGGUCACGGAAAAUGUGUAGAAUUCGUAAAGAAAUACAGCUUGCCCUUCUUAAUGGUUGGAGGUGGUGGAUAUACGAUUCGUAAUGUAUCGAGGUGUUGGACAUAUGAAACGUCAGUUGCGCUCGGCGUAGAAAUUGCAAACGAACUGCCGUACAAUGAUUACUUUGAAUAUUUCGGUCCAGAUUUUAAGUUGCACAUCAGCCCGAGUAAUAUGACUAAUCAAAACACUUCAGAGUAUUUGGAAAAGAUCAAAAAUAGACUUUUCGAAAACUUGCGUAUGCUGCCACAUGCUCCCGGUGUACAAAUUCAAGCCAUACCGGAAGAUGCUAUCAAUGAUGAAUCCGAGGAUGAAGAUAAGAUCAACAAAGACGAAAGAAUACCCCAAAGCGAUAAAGAUAAACGAAUUGAUCCUGAUAACGAAUUCUCAGAUUCAGAGGAUGAAGGCGACGGUGGCCGCCGCGACAAUCGAUCUUACAAAGGUCAACGCAAGCGACCACGUUUGGAAAAAGAGAGCAAAACAGUUACAGAGAAUACCGAUAAUAAGGAUGACAAAGAGAAGAUGGAUACAAAUGAAAGUGAGGAAACUGGUAAAAGCGAAGACGCAAAAAAAGAGAACAACAUAUGACGUGGCGGUCGCAAUUGGUUAUAGAAACCAAUACAGCGUUCCACGAAAUUUAAACCUAAAAUAUUUUAGCAUCUUUAGUGAUUUCUUCCAUUUAUCCUUACGAAGUGUGGCGGUAGUAACGUGCUCGACAUAGAGGGAGUGUGUUGCUCCGGGAAAGUGGAAUUGAAAAUAUAUAAUACGCUGCCGUCAAAAACGUACUUUUAAUAGUUAUAAUUAUUUAGGCUAUGCGCGAAAGAACUUGUUACAUGCUUUUUUUUUAACAGCAUCAUUAACAGCGACGUUUGUAUUAUUUGUGAAUUUAGUACGAUCUUUGAAAUCAUACUUAAAUAAAGAUAAUAUUUUACGCGCAUUCGUACCGUAUAUGUAUGUAUGUACGUAUAUAUUUAUAUGUAGUUACUGCUAUACUCACAUAAAUACAUGAUGUCAUCCUUGUCACAUUAAAUUAAUAUAGGAAUGUAAAAUUAAAUUUCUUAAUGGAAGAAUGGACUAUGCUUGUAACUUUUUUAUUUUCUGUAGUCUAAAUGAAAAAAAGAUGUAAUAAAAUGUGUGUGUUUUGUAAGUGGAUAGCUAACCAUAA
Messenger RNA from Rhagoletis pomonella (apple maggot), 2197 nucleotides. It is a transcript of the gene HDAC1, whose product is annotated as histone deacetylase HDAC1. The record is from RefSeq and is a predicted model, not a curated record. Bases 166 to 1620 code for a protein of 484 amino acids. The transcript has 5 exons. Gene Ontology annotation, molecular function: histone deacetylase activity. NCBI's taxonomy places the organism in Eukaryota, Metazoa, Arthropoda, Insecta, Diptera, Tephritidae.